Penicillium soppii is the source of this 1104-nucleotide messenger RNA. It is a transcript of the gene sakA, whose product is annotated as mitogen-activated protein kinase HOG1. NCBI's taxonomy places the organism in Eukaryota, Fungi, Ascomycota, Eurotiomycetes, Eurotiales, Aspergillaceae. Gene Ontology annotation, biological process: stress-activated MAPK cascade; protein phosphorylation; cellular response to oxidative stress. The record is from RefSeq and is a predicted model, not a curated record. Gene Ontology annotation, cellular component: cytoplasm; nucleus. The transcript has 9 exons. Bases 1 to 1104 code for a protein of 367 amino acids. Gene Ontology annotation, molecular function: MAP kinase activity; ATP binding.
AUGGCGGAAUUCGUGCGUGCCCAGAUUUUCGGCACCACCUUCGAGAUCACCAGCCGGUAUACGGAACUUCAGCCGGUUGGAAUGGGUGCCUUCGGAUUGGUCUGUUCUGCGAAGGAUCAAUUGACAGCGCAGCCGGUUGCCGUCAAGAAAAUCAUGAAGCCGUUCAGCACUCCUGUUUUGUCCAAGCGAACCUACCGGGAGCUGAAGCUCCUCAAGCAUCUCCGCCAUGAAAACAUCAUUAGUUUGAGUGACAUCUUCAUUUCGCCCUUGGAAGACAUUUACUUCGUCACCGAACUUUUGGGAACCGAUCUCCACCGACUUCUUACCUCUCGACCCCUUGAAAAGCAAUUCAUUCAGUACUUCCUUUACCAAAUUCUACGUGGUUUGAAAUAUGUUCACUCUGCCGGUGUGGUACACCGGGAUCUGAAACCCAGCAACAUUUUGAUUAACGAAAACUGUGACUUGAAAAUCUGCGAUUUCGGUCUUGCUCGUAUUCAGGAUCCGCAAAUGACCGGAUAUGUCUCCACACGAUACUACCGUGCGCCCGAGAUCAUGCUCACUUGGCAAAAGUACGAUGUGGAGGUGGACAUCUGGAGUGCGGGCUGCAUCUUCGCCGAAAUGCUGGAAGGAAAGCCACUGUUCCCCGGAAAGGACCAUGUCAACCAGUUCUCGAUCAUUACCGAGCUCCUGGGUACUCCUCCAGAUGACGUGAUCCAGACCAUCUGCAGCGAAAACACCCUCCGAUUUGUCAAAUCCCUUCCUCAGCGCGAGCGCCAACCCCUCGCAAAUAAAUUCAAAAACGCCGAUGCCGAUGCGGUCGACCUACUCGAACGGAUGCUCGUCUUCAACCCCAAGCAGCGAAUUCAAGCCACCGAAGCAUUAGCUCAUGAGUAUCUGACACCUUACCACGACCCAACUGACGAGCCUGUCGCACAAGAGAAGUUCGAUUGGUCGUUCAAUGACGCCGAUCUACCCGUGGAUACUUGGAAAAUUAUGAUGUACUCCGAGAUCCUUGACUUCCACAACAUUGAACAGGGCAACGAGGCUGGUGAGGCUUUGGUGCAGGGCGCCGUGCAGGGUGAUGCUUCACAGGCAUUCGCAUAA